UGUUGGGUAACAUUAUUUCAGUACACCCAUCGAUAAAUACAAUAGCUGGUUAUCUGGCGUUGCCGCAGUUUGACAGUCAGACUAAACGGUCUAUAUUGGUUAUGGCACAAGACUAGAACAGUUGACGUUAUUAUUAACGUUACCAGCUAGCUAUGUUGUUGUAAAUGGCAUCCCUGAAGAUGUAAGUCAACGCUAGCUAGUAAAGUCGCAGAUGUAAGACAGCAAGUUACCAUGAGUGGGUUAAAAAUAAGGACGAAUACACCAAGCGAUGGUGACCUCCCUGAACGAGGAGAACGACAGUGUCACCGUCGAGUGGAUAGAGAACGGAGACACCAAAGGGAAAGAGAUUGACCUGGAGAGCAUCUUCAGUCUCAACCCAGAUGUGGCCCCAGAGGAGGAAGUCAUCCUGAGCCCAGUGACCCCUCCACCCCCCACGACCCCCACACCCAGUGCCACUAAAGUCAACAAGAUACCAAAGAACCGGCGAACCAUUGCACCUACAAGAAAUGAAGUUCCGUCCAGAGACAACAGAGUUGCCUCCACCCGGGCCAGACCUGCCCAGCAGCAGUACCAGCAGCCGCCCGAGCCGGCCCCGCCUCCCCCAGCCUCGCAGCCAGCCCAACCCACCCAGAACCAGACCGCCCAGCAGCUUGCGAACGCGAGGAGGAAGUCGAACUGCGUUAAGGAAGUGGAGAAGCUGCAGGAGAAGAGGGAGACACGGCGGCUGCAGCAGCAGAAGCUGAGAGAGAAGCGAGCACAGGAGGUUGACACUACUGUUCCAAACUUUGAGAUUCUGCAGAUGAUCACAGAGUUCCGAUCCAGCCUGGACUACAGGCCCUUAACCACUGCUGAUCUGGUGAGUACAGAUCUGAUUGAAGAGCAUAAAAUAUGCGUAUGUGUAAGGAAACGCCCUCUGAACAAAAAAGAGCUCACCGUGAGGGACCUCGAUGUGCUCACCAUUCCCAGCAAAGAUGUUGUCAUGGUCCACGAACCCAAGCAGAAAGUGGAUUUGACUCGAUACCUGGAGAACCAAACGUUUCGUUUUGACUUUGCCUUUGAUGAAAGUUCAACAAAUGAAAUGGUUUAUAGGUUUACAGCCAGACCUCUAGUGGAGACCAUAUUUGAACGGGGCAUGGCAACUUGUUUUGCGUAUGGACAGACGGGAAGUGGGAAAACACAUACCAUGGGAGGAGACUUUUCUGGAAAGAACCAGGAUUGCGCAAAGGGAGUCUACGCAUUAGCAGCACGCGACGUAUUUCUAAUGCUGAAGAAACCCAACUACAAGAAGCUGGAUCUUCAAGUAUACGCAACCUUCUUCGAAAUCUAUAGUGGAAAGGUGUUUGACCUGUUGAACCAUAAGGCGAAGCUCCGCGUGCUGGAGGACGGCAAGCAGCAGGUGCAGGUGGUGGGGCUGCAGGAGCGCGAUGUGCGCUGCACAGAGGAUGUCCUCAAGCUCAUCGAGGUCGGGAACAGCUGCAGGACAUCGGGCCAGACAUCUGCCAAUGCUCACUCGUCCCGCAGUCAUGCGGUCUUCCAGAUCAUUUUGCGCCGGAAAGGCAAGAUGCACGGCAAGUUCUCCCUCAUCGACCUGGCGGGCAAUGAGCGUGGUGCGGACACCUCGAGCGCCGACCGCCAGACACGCUUAGAGGGAGCUGAGAUCAACAAGAGCCUGCUUGCACUGAAGGAAUGUAUAAGGGCCCUGGGACGUAACAAACCGCACACGCCUUUCAGAGCCAGCAAACUCACCCAGGUGCUCCGAGACUCUUUCAUCGGAGAGAACUCCCGGACAUGCAUGAUUGCAACCAUCUCUCCUGGUAUGGCCUCCUGUGAAAACACCCUGAAUACACUACGCUAUGCCAACAGAGUCAAGGAGUUUGGGAUUUGUCCCUCAGACAUCCCCUUCUCCCAGGGCGGAGGAAAUCGCUCUGAGCUCUCUCCCACCCAUGAGGUGAAGGAGCUGACGGUGGACCCCAGCGCAGUGGUGGAGAGUAGCAGCCGGCCCAACAUCCACGCCAUCAGCCAGCUGGACCUGAUGGACGAGGAGUGGGACAUCAGCAACUCCCCACAGAGGGACGACCUCAAGCUGCUGUGUGAGCGCAAUGAGGAGGAAGUCUCCCCUCAGCUGUUCACCUUCCAUGAGGCCGUGUCACAGCUGGUGGAGAUGGAGGAGCAGGUGCUGGAGGACCAUAGGGCUGUCUUCCAGGAGUCGAUCCGGUGGCUUGAAGAGGAGAAGGUUCUCAUGGACAUGACCGAGGAGGUGGAUUAUGAUGUGGAUGCCUACUCCUCCCAGCUGGAGCUGAUUCUGGACCAGCGGAUUGAUAUCUUAGUUGAACUUAGAGAUAAAGUGAGGUCAUUCCGCUCAGCACUCCAAGAAGAAGAACAAGCCAGUAAGCAGAUCAAUCCCAAGAGACCGCGUGCUCUGUAGUCAGUGGGGAAGCUGUGGGUGUGUGUGCAUUUUACUGCCAUGCACCGGAGUGCGUCACUAGAUCAUUAAGGCAGAACAUGCAGCGCUCAGUUUGUGAUGAGGAACCGGAUCCUUUCAGCGUCUUCGUAGUUUCUUCUUUAUUUUACCAAUAGGCAGUCAGUGUUCAUUUUCUACAUUCAUGUGACCUUUCUGAGGACUUGGUUGGGGAAGCGAAAUGGACACGAUUUACCAUGCAAUGUGAAAGACUGGGAAGUGCAGGUUUAUGAUGGUCGUCGAAAUUUUAAUAUUCUAGUUUUUUAAUUUUAUUUAUUUCUUUUAAAAUGUUCUUUUCACUUUUUCUUUGUAUGGGUGUUUACCUCCCCCUUUGUUCAUUUAGUUGUUUUAAGUUUCACCUCCCUGAGAAUACUGAAGUUGUUCUGAAGAUCAGAUUUUUUAGCAGGCUUUCAUCAUUGAUUACCUUGUUCUACAGGCAUCCGACUGUUUGCUUUCACUGUUUCUUUUGAGCUCCUGUGUUCUCUCACUACAGUAUGUUUUUUUCGUUGUACGUCCGGUGGGCAGGUUAGUAAUGCUGCUUUCUGUUGAAGAGAACGAGUUGCUAUUAAGAUGCACUUUUUCCUUGUUUUCCUGGUUAGUUUCCUUGUUCCUCCCCAUCUCGGUGUCUGUAGUGUUUGGGUUUUGUGCCAUAUCAAACCAUGAGGUGGCUAACAAGUUCUCUCACCAAAUUACUACUUCCUUACAUGUAGUACUGAUCAUGAACUGCACACCACUAACCACUUUGUAAAAAAAAAAAAAUACAAAACAUGAGUAAAAUUAGGACAGAACUAUUAAUGACAUUUUCAGCAUUUACACCGAAUGUUUUGGUGGCUAAAUAAAGACUGAUUUGACAU
This is a messenger RNA of Clupea harengus (Atlantic herring), 3312 nucleotides long. Its product is annotated as kinesin-like protein KIF2A. NCBI's taxonomy places the organism in Eukaryota, Metazoa, Chordata, Actinopteri, Clupeiformes, Clupeidae. Gene Ontology annotation, molecular function: microtubule binding; ATP binding; microtubule motor activity. Gene Ontology annotation, cellular component: microtubule. Gene Ontology annotation, biological process: microtubule depolymerization; microtubule-based movement. The record is from RefSeq and is a predicted model, not a curated record.